This is a messenger RNA of Scleropages formosus (Asian bonytongue), 933 nucleotides long. RefSeq names its product paired box 4 (gene pax4). The transcript is spliced from 8 exons. Gene Ontology annotation, molecular function: RNA polymerase II cis-regulatory region sequence-specific DNA binding; DNA-binding transcription factor activity, RNA polymerase II-specific. The record is from RefSeq and is a predicted model, not a curated record. The coding region runs from base 81 to 911 and encodes 276 amino acids. Lineage: Eukaryota; Metazoa; Chordata; Actinopteri; Osteoglossiformes; Osteoglossidae. Gene Ontology annotation, biological process: anatomical structure development; regulation of transcription by RNA polymerase II.
AGUCCAGAGAAGGACAGAGGCCGUGGGGACACGCUGCUGCACAUGUUCGCAGGACGCGGAGGACUCGCUGGACGCAGAGGAUGGACCAACAUUCGGACGUGAACAGACAAGGAAAAAGCUGCAUAAAUCAACUAGGAGGGGCAUUUCUCAAUGGGCGACCCCUUCCUCCAUGUAAACGAAGAAAAAUAAUUGAGUUGGCUUCAAACGGCGUGAGACCCUGCCAAAUAUCUAGGAUUUUACAGGUGUCCAAUGGCUGUGUGAGUAAAAUCCUCGGCAGAUACCGUCAGACUGGACUUUUAUGCCCCAAAGCAACUGGAGGCAGCAAACCCCGUCUCCUCACGCCGGAUGUGAUCGCCAGGAUCACGCAGUACAAGUUCGAAACCCCUUCCAUCUUCGCCUGGGAGAUCCAGGAGAGACUGGAGUUGGAGAAGGUGUGCAAAGCGGACAGAGUCCCCAGCGUAUCGUCUAUAAACAGGAUUCUGAGGAGCAUCCAGCUGGACCUCGUGCCUCUUGGGGUGGUGGGACAGCCGGUCGGGUUUCCACGGUGUCCAGACACCCCGUUUAGGGACAAGGCUCAUCGCUGGACUCCGCACAGCACUGCAGGCCUCCAUUUACCCAGAGUGACCACACACUUUCCUCAGGAGAACUUGGAGCACUUCUCAGCGGCACCUCAAGCCGCUCUGCAAAUGUACCACCGUAACUCACACCCAGGUGGUCUCCAGGUGUCUUCGGAUGCACCUCCUGGUGUGACGCACCAACUAGGGGCCCUACCUGCCCGAGGAUCAGAGGCUCUCCCCAGCAGACCGCCUCUUCCAGUCCCGCAGUGGUCCUCGGCGCCGCGUCCCGGUGAAGACUGGUCCUCCGUAACUUUCUUCGCGGGACAUUAUGCUCCAUUUCUGCUCCCUCAUUAAUGAGGUCCAUCGGCGCAAGCAA